AUGGUAAAUGACCGGGGCCGCCGAGAGGACUGGCGGCUCCGGGUUCCGGCCCUCAGCUCCCCCCCCCGGCGGCUCCGGACGGAGCGUUGGGGGGGCUCUCUCUCCCCAUGCCGGGCCGGCGGCUUUGGCAGAGUUCUUACAGCAACGUGGCUCUCGGAUGGCGCCUCAGUGGCCAUCAAAAGGGUGCCAAGGAACCACGUCCAGCACUGGGGCCAGCUGCCCGACGGCACCAGCGCACCCCUGGAGAUCGUGCUGCUGGACAAGGUGUCCAAUGGCUUCCCCAGUGUCAUCCAGCUGCUGGAGUAGGUUGAACUCCCCAUCAACAACAUCUUGAUGGUGCUGGAGUGCCCAAAGCACUCUCAGGACCUCCUGUAUUUCAUUCGGGCACGGGGGUUCCUGUCCGAGGAGGUGGCGCGGCCGCUGUUCCGCCAGGUGCUGGAGGCCGUGCGGCACUGCACCAGCUGCGGGGUCCUGCACAGGGAUAUCAAACCAGGGAACAUCCUGGUUGACCUGGCCACCGGGCAGGCCAAAUUGAUUGGCUUUGGCUGUGGCACCUAUCUGCAAGACACAGCCUACAUUCACUUUGCAGGAACACCAUCAUACAGCCCCCUGGAAGGGACUCACUUUGGCUGGUACUAUGACAAGCCAGCUACCAUCUGGUCCCUGGGCAUUGUGCUGCACCAGAUGGUCUGUGGGGAGCACCCUUUCAGGAGGGGCCAGAACAUCAGCUGGGAUCAUCAGCUCUCGCUGCCACAAUGGCUCUCUCCAGGUGGAUCCUCAUCUCUGGGCAUGGGGGGAAUACCAGUGCAGGGAGACAGCAGCGGGCUCGGGAGCAUCCCGCUCUGGCAGCUGCUGAGGAGGUGGCACAUAAACCUGACAGCCUGGUCUCAGCCCAGGGAAGGAGAAGGAGCCCCUGGAGAAGCUGUACCAGGUGGGGCUGCUACUGUUGGAGACAGCGAGGACACCAUCAAGGAUGGCAGCCUCUCCCUGGACCUGGCCACUGCAUAA
Messenger RNA from Passer montanus (Eurasian tree sparrow), 1008 nucleotides. Its product is annotated as serine/threonine-protein kinase pim-1-like. The transcript has 7 exons. The record is from RefSeq and is a predicted model, not a curated record. Lineage: Eukaryota; Metazoa; Chordata; Aves; Passeriformes; Passeridae. Gene Ontology annotation, molecular function: ATP binding; protein serine/threonine kinase activity. Gene Ontology annotation, biological process: protein autophosphorylation. Gene Ontology annotation, cellular component: cytoplasm.